ACUGGGACGGAGGCCGCCUUCGAAGUGCUUGCCGAAUUGUCGCUUAGCCACACGGGACGCAGAGGAAGAAAGAAAAAAAAAAGAAAGAAAGAAAUAAAAAAAAAAAAAAACAUUUUUACACCAACAAGUCGAGGAGCACUGCUUUAUUGGCGCUGCCGAUGCAUCCGGCGCCGUAAUGCACGUUCUUCUUCGAGGCUGAACGCUGAGGGGAAUUAGAGAGGGAAAUGCGCGGCGGCGGUGCGGCCGUGCGCGCGCUGCGCGCCGCCUCGCUCGGAAGUUUCCGGGAUGUUUUCCGCCCCUGAGCGGUACGCGGCGGCGAAGCGCGGCCUCGGGCGCCCUUAGACCUGAGGCACAGUGCCGUUACACCGGUGUCAGACUGCGGAUCCCGUCCAAGGUUUUUUCCUCCUGACUCCACUGCUGUAGCCUUUUGUUGGAUAUUAAAGCUCUCUCCAGUGCAGACAACCAUGGAAUCACAGACAGUCGAUGACGACGCAAUGGAAGCGUGAAUGAGGUUUGGCGUGGCGAAAGCUAAACGAUGCCCAAGGGUGGGGGUCCUAAAAUCCCCCAACUGGAGGACUUCUCACUCAACACCGACAUGGUGGAGAAGCAAACCGGGAAGAAGGAUAAAGAGAAAGUCUCCUCAAGCAAGACUAUUAAACUAGACCGCAGCGAUGGCGUUAAGGAGAUGAAAGAGAAGGCUCCCAAGAGGAAGCUGCCCUUUACUGUCGGAGCCAAUGGAGACAAAGAUUCAGACUCUGAAAAGCAAGGCCCGAAGCGGAUCAAAAAGGAGCCUACCAACACCAGGAAGUCAGGUUUGCUGUUCGGGAUGGGCGUGCCAGGCCUCCGGGCAGGGUACCCCCUGUCAGAGCGGCAGCAGGUGGCCCUUCUCAUGCAGAUGACUGCUGAGGAGUCGGUCAACAGUCCAGACACUACACCAAAGCACCAGUCCCAGUCCAGUCUGGGUCAGAAGGGAACGCCAAACUCUGCGUCCAAAACCAAAGACAAAGUGAAUAAGCGCAAUGAACGGGGUGAGACACGGCUGCAUCGGGCAGCCAUCCGUGGCGAGGCACGCCGCGUCAAGGAGCUCAUCAACGAGGGCGCUGACGUGAAUGUUAAAGAUUUUGCAGGGUGGACUGCUCUUCAUGAGGCGUGCAACAGGGGUUACUACGAUGUGGCCAAGCAGCUGCUGGCAGCCGGUGCUGAGGUCAACACGAAGGGCCUGGAUGAUGACACUCCUUUACACGAUGCUUCCAACAAUGGUCAUUAUAAGGUGGUGAAGUUGCUAUUGCGAUAUGGAGCCGACCCUCGUCAAAGUAACCGAAGGGGUGAAACACCAUUGAAAGUUGCCAACUCGCCGACAAUGUUAAAUCUUUUGCUUGGAAAAGGCACAUACACAUCAAGUGAAGAAAGUUCUUCAGAUUCCUCGGAAGAGGAAGAUGCUCCAUCAUUCGCUCCAUCAAGCUCUGUUGACGGCAAUAACACAGACUCUGAGUUCGAGAAAGGUCUGAAGUUGAAAGGAAAAAGUCUUGACCCACCUAAAACAAUAGCCAUUCCUAUCAAGGAUGAGUAUGAGUUUGAUGAAGAUGACGAGGAGGAGAGGGUGCCUCCACUCGAUGACAAGCACCUUCUCAAGAAAGAAUUCCGCAAGGACACAGGGGGCAAAAGCAACAGCUUCAUUUCCAUCCCUAAGAUGGAGGUCAAAACGUAUUCCAAAACCAACUCGCUAACACCAAAGAAAACUUCGAGACGGAUCCUCUCUGACACAAACAGCUCUGAUGAGGAUGACCGAACAUUAUGUUUCUCUUCACCCCCCACAACACGGCAGACAGUGCCAACAACCAACACCAAGACCCGGGAGUCAGCCACAUUGACUUCCAAGCAGCAGAAAGAAAAAAAUAAAGUUAAGAAGAAGAGAAAGAAGGAAACAAAAAAUAAUACCAACAAGGAGGUUCGGUUUGGCAAAGUGAAUGACAAGUUCUGCUCCUCUGAGUCAGAUAGUGGUGACUUAGAGAGUGAGGAUGAUAAGGGCUCUGUGCAGAGUUCAAACUGCGUAAAGGACUCUUCUGCUUUGAGCCUUAAAGAAUCAUCUGUUCUGAGUUCACUCUCAGCCUUUUCUGCAUCCUCUUCUCAUGGGAGCCUUUGUUCCCAAAAGCUUACACAGUCUUUAGCAGAGCAGCACCCAAAGCAGUGGAGGACAGAUGGGUGGAAGACUGUGUCCUCCCCAACUUGGUCUGAUAGCAGCUCUCUGUCAGACUCCCUGAGAACAAGAUUGUCCAGUGAAUCUGACUAUUCAUCCACAGACUCAAGUGUGGAGUCUUUGAAACAGAUAAAGAAAAAAGUGCAGGAGAAUCAGAAGAAGAACAAUGUGCUCACAAAUGCUUUGGAUAAAAAAAUGUCAGACUUUCAUAAGAACUCCAACACAGAAGGGGCAAUCGCCAAGGCAGACAAAGAUGGCAAAGUGUUGAAAAAGCAUAAAGUAAAACACAAACACAAAAAUAAAGAGAAGGGAAAGGCUCCCAGCUUGGUGCUUAACCAAGAUAUGAAUGAAAAGUUUGUGAAGAGCUUUUCCUUUGACUUUGACGACACACGGCAAAAGUCAGUCAUUAUGGAGGCGGAGUCUUCAACAGAAAACAAAGUCAAGCUUUCUAAGCAGGACAAAGAGCAUUUCAAAAAGGAAGAUCGCUUCUACAAGGGCAAGUCUGAGGACAAGGAUUGGACUCCAGCACAAGAAACAGGCAGAGCUGCUAAAGAGGAGAAAUACAAAAAAACAAAAGAUUUCACCAAGGAGAAGACCAGCAAAGAGGAUAAGGAUAAAUUGUUGAAGACGGAUAAGGAAAAGAGCCUCAAGGAUAAAUUUAAAGAAGAGAAGCAAAAGACCCACAAGGACGAAAAAAAGAAAAAGUCCAAGGAUAAGUCUUCUAAAGCAGACAAAAAGAACGAAAAGGAGGAAAAAUAUUUAAGAACAGAAAAAGAUAGAAACAUAAAGGAUGAGAAAGAAAAAUCUAAAAAAGAAAAGGCAUCCAAAGAGGAGCUUGGUUAUGAGGACUAUGAUACGAAGAACCGUUUUUUAGACUUGGAAGACAGCAAGCUUAGCACCUCAGAUGACCCCUAUGACCAGUGGAUGACAGACCUCUCUUCUGAAUCCUCUCUCUGUGCAGAAGAUAGUUGGGAUAUGCCAAUCAAGGAAUACAAGGAGUACAAAGCAAACAACUCAGUAAAACUCAUUGUGGAAACAGUCAAGGAGGAAAGCAGAGAUAGAAGGAAGGAAAACAAAAUUAAAGAUAGAAAAACAGACCAUAGUGAAAAGCGCAAUGAAAAAGAGGUCCUACCCAAGAAAAAGGAAAGGGAUUCUUCUGAUAAACCAAGUGAAAAGAAAAAGGAUGUGACAGAUAAACAGAAACUUAACUCCAGCUACUCAGAAAAAGAAAAGAAAAGAAAAGAAUCUCUAGAAAGUAUCAAAGACAAAAAAGACAGAGAUUCUAUUGACAUUAGCAGGGACAGAAAAGAUUCGUAUGAUUUCACAAAAGACAGGAGGGACUCAAGAAUUAAACAAGAAGACAUCUUGAGAGAGGACUAUGGAAAUGAAACUUUUUUAAAAGAUAAAUCUGAAAAUGAGGCUGUUAGUAAACUUCUAGAAACCAGGGAGAGGAACCACUCUGGAAAGGAAAAAGACAAAAGGGGGGAUGGUACUGAAAAGAGAGAGAGGCCUAAAAAUGAAAAACACAAAGAAAAACUUAAAGAAAAAGACAGAAAUUUUACAGACCUGGAGAAAGAGAAGAGUUUUCUUGACAAAACUAAAGAUAAAGACAUGGAUAAAGGCUCAAAAGACAAAAGAGAGGUAACAAAAGACAAACACAAAGAUUCCCAUAAUAAAGACAAGGAGAAGAAAAUGGAACAAAGCAAAGAGAAAGAAAAGGGUUCCUUGGAUAGGCUUGCUGAUAGGGACAAGGACUUCUUUGAGUUGAGAAAAGAAGAGAAAAAAUCUGAAAAGGCAAGGGAAAAGACCUGGUUUUCCAACAUUGCUGACAUCUUUACGGAUGAGAGUGAAGAUGAGAAUGAUUACAGUGGUGGAAUGGUUAAAUUCACCGAUUCCCAUGGCCUGUCUGAUUACCACAGGAAGGAUCCUACACCUGAUAUGGAUGACACAGAGCACUUCCAAACUGAGAAACACACCAAGUUUUCAACAGAAGGAAAACAGCACUCUACAGAGAAACAAAAAGAAAAGGAUUACAAAGAUAAGAAAAAAGAUAAAACUGUUUUUGAUUGUGGAAGAGAAAGAAAGGCUUCUGUGGAAAAAUACAAAGACAGAAAAGAGAAGGACUAUGCAGAUGGGAAGCAAAAAGAUCGAAAAGAUCGAGGUUCUGUUGAUUCAACCCAAGAAAAGAAAAACAAACAAAAACUGUUUGACAAGAGACAUUUUAGUGAGGAUAAACCCAAAAGUAAACACAAAGACAAAUUUGAGAAAGAUUACAUAAAAGACAAGAAGUCCUCCAAAGGGAGUGGUGAAAAUGAAAAAUCCCUUCUGGAGAAACUAGAAGAGGAGGCAUUAAAUGAUUAUAAGGAUGACUCCAAUGACAAAAUAAGUGACAUAUCGUCAGACAGCUUCACAGACCGCGGCCAUGAGCCAGUACCUAGCAACCUCUGUGACUCAUCCAGCAUCAGUCUGCAGGACAUAAAUGAAGAGAGAAGGGACUCUGUAUCCUUGCCUUAUCCUCAGGACAAGUUUAGAGAAAAGGAGAGACACAGGCAUUCCUCCUCAUCAUCUAAAAAGAGUCAUGACAAGGAGAAAGAAAAAAUGAAAAAGGAUAAAUCUGACAAACGGGAGAAGAUGGAGGAAAUUAAAGAUACUUAUGGGCGCAGGGAGAGCCUACCUUUUGAAAAGGAGCCCAUGCCUUUAGAAGCUGAUCCAUAUACCUUUCCCUUUGGGGCUAAGCCAGAUGGUGAAGAUGAUUUAGAUAAGACCAUAGAGUUUGAAAAGGAGAUGUCCAAAAAAUCGGACAGAGAAAAAGUCUGCAAUUUUAUCACCAGUGACAAGGUAAAAGACAAGAAGAAAAAGGAAAAAUAUAAGGAGAAAGUAAAAGAGGAGAAACACAAGUACACAGAUGGAUUUCCUCCUUUCAGACACUCAAAGGAAGAGGUGAAAUCUGGAUUGAAGGAGAGCCUUCAAGUAAACAGUUUGAAAGAGAAAUCCAAAGAAGAUGGUAAAUUUGAUACUAAACACAAAGACAGAACUAAGGAAAUUUCAGACAGAGAAAGAACUGAUUACAUGAAGUCCAAGACUAAAGAGGAGAAUGAUAAGAUAACUCAAUCCAAGGAGGCACCUCGAAAAGAUUGUCGUCCAAGGGAAAAACUUCUUAUCGAUGGAGACCUGCGGCUUACAAGUUUUGGGAAAAUGCUGAGCCAGAAGGACCAGGAGUUUGAAGAGCGCCAUAAGAGACACAAGGAGAGAAUGAAGCAGAUUGAAAAGUUGAGACAAAGGUCUGGAGACCCAAAACUGAAAGAUAAAACAAAAUCUAGUGAAGACCUGAAAAAGAAUCGUGCUGAUCUGUCUUCUAAAAAACCAGCGCCUAUAGAUACAGUGUUAAAAGAAAAGAAGCCCAAAGAUGUGGGCCCUUCAGCUCAAAUAAUAUCACCAGAUAGAAAGAUGCAGCCUGUCGACAGUCAGAAUUCGAAAGAUUGGCUGACAGAACAUCAGUUGAAAGAGAACCUCCCAGCUUCUCCAAGGCCUGAUCAGAACAGACCGACUGGUGUUCCCACACCAACUUCAGUGAUCUCAUGUCCCAGCUAUGAAGAAAUCAUGCAAACUCCCCGUACUCCAUCAUGCAGUGCAGAGGACUAUCCAGAUCUUAUGUUUGAUAGCAUAGACUGUCAGAACACAUCUGCCAUGUCCAUGUCCAUGAAUGCCUGUUCUCCAUCUUUCUUUGACAGGUAUACUAACACACCACACCCUCUUCAGGAAAACAGUUGUGUAACGCCAGUGAAAAAUGUUCAGAUGCCUGUUCUCAGUCUUUCAGCUUCUGUAGAUGUCAGGAGGACUUUGGAAGAUGAAUUCAGAGUGGAUGCUGAAAAGUUCCUGAGGCAGCAUAGUGUGCCUGCCACUUCUGAGUUAAAGUCAUCGGGCUCACCUGCUCCAGAGGACAAGUCAGAACCACCUGGCAAGAAUGACUGUCUUUCACCUCCUUGUUUUUCUCCACACGUUGGCAUGGCCUCUCCAAGGCUUGAGCCAGCCCAGCCUACACUGGAUGGAGGCUCAGCUGCGAUUUCUGACACAGACCAUAGUGAACACCUGCCAGAGAGUAUCUGCAGUAGUUUUUUACUAAAUCCAUCAACUCCUGUACACAGGCAAGACCCUCAAGAGCCAUGUCUAGAUAUUGCUGCUCCUCCUACUCCAGCUCCUGCAGCUCUGCCACCUCUAGACAUUGACGAAAUAUCAGAACCACAUCAUUCACUUGCUCUGUCACCACAAAGUGAGCCCAGUCUUAUGCCCACUGAUAACAUCACUGGGGCUUACUUCCUGCCACCAGUUGUGGAGGAGGAAGAACAUGAUGGUGAAGAGAAGGAAGAGAAGAACAAAAAUGACAAGAUGGAAGAACCAGAGGAUAAUGUAGCUCAAGAAUCAGAGCAGACAAGAGAUGAUCAGUCUUUCACACUUUGUGCUGAGGAUCCCUUGAAAAAGGAUUGGAGUGAAUCUCCAGGAAGAAUUUCAAAGGAUGUGCUUUCACUAACUUCUCCUCAAGCUUCUAUAGGUAUAAUGCAAAACUGUGGUGAUCACUCCAUCAGCUGGGCUGUGAACUCUGAGGUCCUUAUGAAAUCUCCUCUCAGACCGUUCUUGGAUGUGUCAUCAGCCCCCAAGGCUGUCCCUUUCCCUCAUCAAGAUGACAGUUUGCAGCAGCAUCUCUCAGCUUCUUUGCCGUGUCUUACGCCAUCCACUUUGCCCUACUCUGCCUUCUCUAGGACAUUCUCCCCCCCACAAGACCCCGUGCCUGACUGUGAGAUAAAUAAAGAUAAUGUGGAUGAAGUCCUCAUUCCCUUAAAAGCAAUUACACCAGCUGUUGAAACAGAAUCAAAUUUGAUGUCCUCCUCAAGCCUGGAGUCAUUUUUCAAUGUUUGCAAACCUGUACCCAAGGAAAAUCAGAUGGUUUCAGAACUAGUCCACCUGAAAACUGAUAGCCUGCCAGACGCCAGCACUUUCAUACCUGAGAGUAGCAUGGCCCCUCCUGUGAACCAAGAGCCAGUAGUUCCAUGGGCAGAUCCAUUUGAUCCUGCUGUUGAAGACUUGGAUGAGUUGGGUUCCUUCUCUCUGCCAGAAUUACCUUUACAAGAGAAAGAAAUCGAAAGUCCAGACAUCACAGAACUUAAGAUGCCUGAAUACAAAGAGCCUUCCACAUCUAACGAGGUGAAACGUGACCCAGAUGUGUUGGAGCUGGACCUCUCUGACCUGGCCAAAGUGCCGUGCUGUCCUUCUGCUGUCAAACUCAGUGUAUCUGAACAGAGCACUGUCAUUUGCGAAGGUGGUAGCGCUUUAGCAGAUGAGAGCAGAUCAGAAAGUGCACUGGAACCAAAACAUCAAAAGGUUCCUGAGAAUGACUCCAUCAAAUUUUCAGCCUCAGAAAACAAGGAUGUGUUUGAACCAGAUGAAGAAGACCGAAGUACAGCACUGACUCUUGACAAUACCAAACAAGAAUGUGUGUUGACAGAGGAGCCAGCUCAGUCAUCUUGCGCGUCAUGUCCUGAUGCUGUGACUCCUGUAAACUCGGACAAAGAGGAAGAGGCUGUUGUCACUAACGAAGUGGCUCAGUGUGAUCCUGUCCUGUCUGACACCCAGCCCAACAGGGUCCAGACAACAGAACCUCUGGAACCUGUUGUACCAAAAACGGUGACUGAGGUUCCCAAGAAACUGGAAGAGAUCCCCCAGAGAAUCACUAGGAACCGGGCUCAGAUGCUGGCUAAUCAAAACAAACAAAACACUGCAAGUACAGCAUCAUCCACCCCAUCUCACAACACCUUCACUUCGUCCACCUCCUCUGCCCUCUCAGAAAAGGAAAAAGAGCCCCUCGCCUCCCUGCCCACUGCUCCCGCAACUACGCCUGCGGUCAGCAAGAACAAAGGUCGAGCGGUGGAGGAGGACGACGGCCAGGCACAGCAUCCUCGCAAGCGGAAGUUUCCCAAGUCCAGCCAGCAGCAGGUGCAGGUGCAGCUGGUCAACACUGCUAUGCAGCAGACUCGGGAGAUGAUCCAGCAGACGCUGGCCGUCAUCGUCAAUGCCAUCAAGCUGGAUGACAUCGAACCCUAUCAGAGCGACCGCUCUAACCCUUACUUUGAGUACCUGCAGAUCCGAAAGAAGAUUGAGGAGAAGCGGAAAAUUCUUUGCUACAUUACUCCUCAGGCGCCUCAGUGCUACGAUGAGUAUGUAACUUACACAGGUUCCUAUUUGCUGGAUGGCAAGCCUCUCAGCAAGCUUCACAUACCUGUGAUUGCACCGCCUCCAUCUUUGUCUGAGCCCUUGAAGGAGCUCUUCAGACAGCAGGAGGCAGUCAGAGGAAAGCUGAGGUUACAGCACAGUAUCGAGCGGGAGAAGCUCAUUGUGUCAUGUGAACAGGAAGUCCUGCGAGUCCACUGCAGAGCAGCAAGGACCAUCGCCAACCAAGCGGUGCCCUUCAGCGCCUGCACCAUGCUGUUGGACUCGGAGGUGUACAACAUGCCGUCCGAGAGCCAGGGAGACGAGAACAAGUCGGUGAGAGAUCGCUUCAACGCCCGUCAGUUUAUUUCCUGGAUUCAAGAUGUAGAUGAUAAAUACGAUCGUAUGAAGACUUGCUUGUUAAUGCGACAGCAGCAUGAAGCAGCGGCUCUCAAUGCUGUUCAGAGGAUGGAGUGGCAGCUGAAGGUGCAGGAGCUGGACCCAGCAGGCCACAAGUCUCUGUGUGUGAAUGAGGUCCCUUCCUUCUAUGUGCCAAUGGUAGACGUCAAUGACGACUUUGUGCUGCUGCCGGCCUGAUGGUGACACGUGCAAAGAUGUCACUGUUCAAAAAGACGUUGCUCAGAACGUAUGGUAAGGGCUAGCCGGUUAGAAAGGGGUUUUUUUAUGUGUUUAAAACAAAAUGAAACUUAAGAAUGAUUUUCUUCCGCGAGAGGAGAAAGUGUCUUUUUACCAGGAAAAAACACAACUUGCACUUUCACCCUGUCUGGUUUUUAUGCCUUUUGUUCAGAAAAGGCAAAAAUGACCUUGCUUCAAGGAAAACUUUUCUGUUAGAUUUUUUCCCCCCAGAAAAGGGAUGAAGUUUCUCCUUUUUUGGUUCCUUUCACAUAAAGAAAAUGGAGGCAAGGAAUGAAGAAAAAAACUUGAGAUGCAAAAUGAAAGGGUGAGAGUGGACAGAAGCAACCUUGGGUUUUUUUCUUGGUACAGUGGAGGGGUGGGGAGCAAGGAGAGCCAUUGCGGAGGGACACAUGCUGCCUGUCCUCCCCACCCUUCCAUGUAGCCGUAAAUCGGCAGGGCAGCAGGUGGCGCCAUUCUCCACAGCACCCAGGGCACCUGGUGCCUGGAAGUAGCCCCACGAUGGAAACGCAGAAGGCGGGUGUCUGCAUCCCGUAGGCUCGUGUCGGAGUGGAGGAGACCCUGCAAAGGCAGAGAGGACCUGGGAACGAGAGCAUCGGCGUGGAUGUCGGAUCUUGACUUUACCUGCAGGUUCUGUUAGCACUGACUUUCGCCGUUUUUCUCAGACUUGUUUACUACAGACAACAACAACAAAAAAAGAAUGUUUUGUGAUUGAAGGGGCAGAGACUUUGAAAACAUAGAUUAUCUUUUUUGUCUAUUUCUUUACUUGGGCAUUUCAUUGUGUCUCUUUCUGCGAAAGUGACUUGAAACACUACAGAGCCAAUAAUAGUUUAAAGGAAAAAAAUUUAAAAAACUGAAAAAGAUGUAUCCCGUAAAUUCUGUACAGUUUUUAUAUGUUAACCAAUGUAUUCUUGCUGCCUUCUAGAUAAUUUAUUUUGCCACACAUUACUGCACAGUUGUAAAUAACUUGUAUUGUAACAUCACUCUCAGUUAAAUGUAAAAAAAAAAAAAAAAAUAAUGAUGA
Scleropages formosus (Asian bonytongue) is the source of this 10076-nucleotide messenger RNA. RefSeq names its product ankyrin repeat domain-containing protein 11-like. Bases 536 to 8995 code for a protein of 2819 amino acids. The transcript has 13 exons. The record is from RefSeq and is a predicted model, not a curated record. Gene Ontology annotation, biological process: anatomical structure morphogenesis. Gene Ontology annotation, molecular function: protein binding. NCBI's taxonomy places the organism in Eukaryota, Metazoa, Chordata, Actinopteri, Osteoglossiformes, Osteoglossidae.